Adineta steineri is the source of this 788-nucleotide messenger RNA. The record is from the annotation of a GenBank genome assembly. Lineage: Eukaryota; Metazoa; Rotifera; Eurotatoria; Adinetida; Adinetidae.
AUGGCUCGACAAUAUCGUGAUCAUAAUCAAACACAAUAUGUGGUUACACGUUGGUAUCGUGCACCUGAAGUUAUUCUUGGUUAUACAGAAUAUACUCAAGCAAUUGAUCUUUGGUCUGUGGGUUGUAUUCUAGCUGAAAUGUUUGGACGAAAACCAAUAUUUUCAGGAAUAAAUACAAUUGCACAAAUUCAGUUAAUCUUUAUUAUUCUUGGUACACCACCGAAAUCUUAUUUACAAUCAUUACAUAGUGAUUGUUUUCGACGAUUAAUUUCAAGUGUUGGUAAUCGUCAACCAGCUAAUUUUAAAGCUUUAUAUCCGAAUGCAACUGAUGAUGGAAUUGAUUUAUUACGUCAAUUAUUAGUUAUUGAUCCUGAACAAAGAAUAAGUGCAAAUACAGCACUUAAACAUAGUUUUGUUAAUGAAUUUGUUAUACAAUUAGAUGAUAAUGAUGAUUUUAUGAUGGAAAAUGAUACAGAAAAAUUUGAUUCUGGUUUUGAAAGUGAAAAAUGGACAUUAGAUCAAUUACAAAAUGCUAUUCAUGAAGAAAUUGCUCAUUUUCAAAUUCGACCUACAAAUCGAACUGAAGACGAUGAUGAUGAAGAAUUAACAUCAAAUAUUGAUAAGUUACAUACUCAUGAUCAAUCAAUGGAAACUCAUCAACAAGUUGUUAUUGUUGAUUCAACACCACCUAUAACAUCAUCAGCAACUAACCUUGAAAUUGAUACAACACGUUUAGUAGAAAAGAAACGUAAACAUCGACGUAUGUUUAAUUAUUUAUAUAUAUAUAA